AUAUACAUUUACAAGAAGCCAUUAAAAGCAUGUUAAGAUGAUAAUGCAUAUUGCAUAAGUUAUGUCAAUUUUACAACUAAUCAUGCCAGUUACUAUGAAGUGUUGUAUGGAUAUUUUCUUUUGGAAGUGUUAUUAAAAGAUGCAGUUACACAUAUGGGGAAUAUUAUUGUUAAUGAAUAUAAAUUUGAAUAUUAUGAAUGCCAAAAUGGAUCCAUAUCAUGCAUACAGAAACUUAGACACAAACAGCCUUCACGAUAGCAACACCAUAAAUCAAAAUUUCUCAUCGCAACCAUUUUUUGAUUUUUCCGUUGCUCGAAACGUAACGACACGCGUUGGACAAACGGCCUUCUUAAGUUGUCGAGUUGAGCAGCUGGGUGAUAAAUUGGUAUCGUGGAUACGAAAAAGAGAUCUUCAUAUAUUAAGUGCUGGUUUAUCAACAUACACAUCAGAUGAGAGAUUUCAGAUAGUGGAGUAUGAACCGUCCGAAAACUGGACCCUCCAAAUAAAAUUUGCACAGCUUCGUGACAGUGGAAUCUACGAGUGUCAGGUCUCAACAGAGCCAAAAAUGUCUUUAGCUUAUCGGCUUAAUGUUGUAGAAGCCAAAGCAAUAAUUUUAGGACAAAGUGAUUUAUAUGUAAAGAUGGGAAGUAAAGUAAUUUUAACAUGCGUGAUAAGUCAGGGCCCGCAUGAUCUGGGCACCAUCGUUUGGUAUCGAGGUUCGAUGCGGAUCAAUCAAACUCAACUUAAUGACUUGGCAUUAUCGUACCCGCUCCGUGUUUCAAUAGAUGUUAAAUGGACUGAAGCUUUGACGUCGAGAUUGAAAAUUCUCAAUGCUCGUUUAUCUGAUUCGGGAAAUUACAGUUGCGUUCCAACAAUGGGAGAAUCAAGCAGUGUCAUGGUACACGUCAUCAACGGUGAACAUCCACAGGCGAUGCAGAAAUCUGACAGUUUCAAGACACAAUGCAUGAACGAGUAUAUCACGAUUGUAGUCGCAUUGUUGGCAACAUUAGUAAUGAGAUUGACAUCACAUUGUAAAGAUACCCUUGAAAUUGUAAUGUAAAUUCUAAUUUAUCAAAUUCUACGAGCAUCCAUGUAUGAGUAAAUAUGUAGCAUGAAAAUGUGAUCAAAUGUAAUUCUUUGAAUUAUUUAAAAGGAAAACUAGUGAAAUGAAAAGAAUCAAAUCUAAGAUGGAAAACGAAAUUUUUUGUAUUAUGUAGAAAUCUGUAAUAAAUGAAAUCAUUUAAUUGACA
Molecule: messenger RNA, 1250 nt
Organism: Clunio marinus
Lineage: Eukaryota; Metazoa; Arthropoda; Insecta; Diptera; Chironomidae
Source: the annotation of a GenBank genome assembly